AUGAUUGGCAAGGCCUGGCUGAUGGAGCCCGCGUAUGGAGGUUGGGUAAUGGUCGUUGCAUGCAACACAACAGUCUACAAUGUCACAUACAGUGCUACUGGUGGUGCAAUCAAAAAGUUGGAUGCCCAUGAGAGUAACUCUACUGUUGCGGGUAUCUCAAUUCUCCCCUCUCUCGACAGCACAGGACAAAUGGCAGAAUUAAAAUACAGCGUUGCGCGGCAAGCCAAUCCUCCAAAAUCUUUGAAACAGUGGAUCUCAGACUUGGAACUUGGGAUGAGCACCAUUUUCACCCUUCCUUUAGUCGUGCAUACGGUGCCGGCAGACAGUAUUCUAGUGCAGACAAGAGCCAGGAAGAUUAUGACUAGAGCGCCUGUCGCUGCUGUCUGGCUGCUCGUUUUGGCAAAUUUGUUCUUCGCCGCCCUUGGAAUUGGCCUCGCCGUCAUGGCUUGGAUGGCAGCAGAUCAGGACGUUCAUCAAGUCAGGACGCGGCUUGGUGUUCCCGGAUUAGCGGCUGCUCUCUUCGAGAGGAACUCCGAGAACCGCAUCGUCAAGUCUGACAAGGAGUUGUUCCAAGAGAACGACAGGGAUGGACUGCCGCUGGUUCUUGUUGGAGUUCAGCAUACCGUUACUGGAGGCAUGGCGUGGUCACUUCGCGACAAUCAAACUGGCCGUCCAUGUUUGGCGGACGGGGCGAAGAUGUCGACUGCUUACAUCAGUGAUACCACAAGCUCGACUUCAGAAGAGACGACCGGCGCUGAGAAUUUCGACCACAUAUCCGAAAGCUCUGGUAAUGAGGCUGUGGAACAUCAGCCAAUCUCCAUCGUACCUUCAGAGCCUGUAACUCGAUUUGACGCUGUCAGCCCGAUUGAACAGCCUAAUCACUGGGUGUAA
Molecule: messenger RNA, 891 nt
Organism: Alternaria hordeiaustralica
Lineage: Eukaryota; Fungi; Ascomycota; Dothideomycetes; Pleosporales; Pleosporaceae
Exons: 2
Coding region: 1-891 (296 amino acids)
Source: RefSeq, a predicted model, not a curated record